Molecule: messenger RNA, 429 nt
Organism: Eptesicus fuscus (big brown bat)
Lineage: Eukaryota; Metazoa; Chordata; Mammalia; Chiroptera; Vespertilionidae
Gene: HBQ1
Product: hemoglobin subunit theta 1
Exons: 3
Coding region: 1-429 (142 amino acids)
Biological process (GO): hydrogen peroxide catabolic process; oxygen transport
Cellular component (GO): haptoglobin-hemoglobin complex; hemoglobin complex; blood microparticle
Molecular function (GO): haptoglobin binding; oxygen binding; oxygen carrier activity
Source: RefSeq, a predicted model, not a curated record
AUGGCGCUGGCGGCGGCGGACCAGGCUGCAGUGCGCGCUCUGUGGAGAAAACUGAAUAACAACGUGGGCGUCUACACCACGGAGGCCCUGGAGAGGACCUUCCUGGCCUUCCCCUCCACCAAGACAUACUUCGCCCACCUGGACCUGAGCCCCGGCUCCGCCCAGGUCAAAGCCCACGGCCAGAAGGUGGCCGACGCGCUGACCCUGGCCGUGGACCACCUGGACGACCUGCCCCGUGCCCUGUCGGCUCUGAGCGACCUGCACGCGCACAAGCUGCAAGUGAACCCGGCCAACUUCAAGCUACUGGGCCACUGCCUGCUCGUGACCUUCGCCCGGCACUACCCCGGAGACUUCAGCCCCGCCCUGCAUGCCUCUCUGGUCAAGUUCCUGAGCCACGUGAUUUUGGCGCUGGCCUCCAGCUAUCGCUAA